CCCCAAUUUCAUUCUAUAAAAACCCUAGUUCUCCACUCCCUCCACCAUCAAAAAUCCCCAAAAUCACACCGGAACCCUUAAAUCAUCCCCUCUUCCAAUUUCCGACAAUGCCUUCAAUUCCCGACGAGCCUCUCCUCGCCCCUAACCCCGAUCGCUUCUGCAUGUUCCCAAUUCAAUAUCCUCAAAUCUGGGAGAUGUACAAGAAAGCCCUAGCCUCCUUCUGGACCGCCGAAGAGGUCGAUCUCUCACAAGACCUCCGCCAUUGGGAUUCCUUAACUUCCGACGAGAAACACUUCAUCACUUACGUCCUUGCCUUCUUCGCCGCCUCUGAUGGUAUCGUUUUGGAGAACCUUGCCGGACGGUUCAUGAAAGAAGUCCAAGUCGCUGAAGCCAGAGCCUUCUAUGGAUUUCAAAUUUGUAUUGAGAACAUUCAUUCUGAGAUGUAUAGUCUUCUCCUUGAAACUUAUAUCAAGGAUUCCAGUGAGAAGAAUCGGCUGUUUCAUGCUAUUGAUACUGUCCCAUGUGUGAAGAAGAAGGCCGAUUGGGCGUUGAAGUGGAUUGAUAGCACGGACUCAUUUGCUGAGCGGAUUUUGGCAUUUGCUUGCGUUGAGGGAAUUUUCUUCUCAGGUAGUUUCUGCUCUAUUUUCUGGUUGAAAAAACGUGGGUUAAUGCCUGGAUUGACGUUCUCAAACGAAUUGAUUUCACGAGAUGAAGGUCUUCAUUGUGAUUUUGCUUGUUUGUUGUAUUCAUUGUUGAGGAAGAAAUUGAGUGAGGAUCGAGUGAGGCAGAUUGUUACGGAGGCCGUGGAUAUAGAGAGGGAAUUCGUUUGUGAUGCUUUGCCGGUGGCUCUUGUUGGAAUGAAUGGAGAUUUGAUGAGUCAAUACAUUGAAUUUGUGGCGGAUAGGUUGGUUGGAACAUUGGGGUACGAGAAAAUCUAUAAUGUUCAAAACCCAUUUGAUUGGAUGGAGUUGAUUUCGUUGCAAGGGAAGACUAAUUUCUUUGAGAAAAGAGUUGGGGAAUACCAAAAGGCAUCUGUGAUGUCAAGUCUAAAUGGAAAUGGAGGAAUUCAUGAGUUUAAGAUGGAUGAAGAUUUCUGAAGAUUGAAGAUGAAGAUGAGUUCACUGUGUAGAAUAAUGUUUGUGGGUUCUCUUCUUUCUUUUAAUUCUUAUCUGUAGUUUAAUAUUUAAGGAUUAGAUUUGAUUAAGUUCGGUUAAUUUCAGAUAGAAAAAGUGUUUCAUGAUUUAGGUUUAUGUUUAUGUUGAAUUUGAUGUGUUAUGGUCUCCAACUAUGACAGACUUAUGAAGCUUAAGAUAUGAUGAGGUAAAACAGCCAUUUUGCUGUUGUGCAUCUUUGUUAAAGCAUUAUUAUGUAUUAUAGUGUUUCAUCGUAUAACACUCACAACUCUACUUGCCAAA
Messenger RNA from Cucumis melo (muskmelon), 1415 nucleotides. Its product is annotated as ribonucleoside-diphosphate reductase small chain. Gene Ontology annotation, biological process: deoxyribonucleotide biosynthetic process. Lineage: Eukaryota; Viridiplantae; Streptophyta; Magnoliopsida; Cucurbitales; Cucurbitaceae. The coding region runs from base 108 to 1097 and encodes 329 amino acids. The record is from RefSeq and is a predicted model, not a curated record. Gene Ontology annotation, molecular function: oxidoreductase activity. The transcript has a single exon.